Messenger RNA from Odontomachus brunneus, 2011 nucleotides. Its product is annotated as putative fatty acyl-CoA reductase CG5065. Gene Ontology annotation, cellular component: peroxisome. Gene Ontology annotation, biological process: long-chain fatty-acyl-CoA metabolic process. The transcript has 10 exons. The record is from RefSeq and is a predicted model, not a curated record. Gene Ontology annotation, molecular function: alcohol-forming very long-chain fatty acyl-CoA reductase (NADP+) activity. NCBI's taxonomy places the organism in Eukaryota, Metazoa, Arthropoda, Insecta, Hymenoptera, Formicidae. The coding region runs from base 131 to 1735 and encodes 534 amino acids.
UUUUGCUUAUUUUUUUGGUUUAACUUUUAUAGUAUAUAAGUGUCGUACUGUCUUAGUGAAAUUAGUGUAACGUUACAUAUAUCUACUCGCAGAUCGUAGCUAAAAUUAAAAAUAAGGACAGUAUUACUUCAUGCAGGUAUUGAACACAGAUACUGACAGGAUGAGCGAUCAUUUGUUACAUACUAACGAUUUUAAUCAACACAAAAUUGUGUAUUGCGGAAACAAUACCAAAAUUCAAGGAACGCCGAUACAAACAUUCUAUGCGAACCAGUCGAUCUUCAUUACAGGCGGAACUGGAUUCCUCGGAAAGGUCUUGAUUGAGAAAUUGCUGCGAAGUUGUCCCAAUAUCUCCAAGAUAUACAUGAUGAUAAGAUCAAAGAAAAACAAGAGCGCCACGAGUAGACUGGCCGAAAUCUUCGAGAGUUCCCUGUUCGAGCGAAUAAAGGAGGAGAUGCCGAAUUUUCAUGAGAAGGUCGUGCCCCUCUUGCAAGUUGGUGAAUUGGACGAAGAGUGCCUAGGACUUACGAAGCAUGAUAUAGACCAAGUGAUAAGUGAGGUAUCGAUAAUUUUCCACUUAGCAGCGACUGUACGCUUCAAUGAGGACAUAAAAGUCGCUACAAAAAUAAACGUGUACGGCACCUGCGCUAUUUUAAACUUGGCCAAACGUAUGCCAAACUUAAAGUCAUUCAUUCACGUCUCGACUAUAACUGCUAACUACUUCACCGCGGUAACACACAUAGAAGAAUGUUUCUACAAAUAUCCUAUUGACCCUAAAAAAUUUAUUACACUAAUGCGAACGUCGUCUGAAAACACGAUUGACGAGAAGAUAUUAAGAGCCGCUGCACAGUGGCCCAACACUUACACAUUCACAAAAGCAAUCGCUGAAGUAGCUAUUAGAGACAGUAGCGGAAGUUUGCCGGUCGGAAUUUUUCGGCCAUCCGUGGUGACAAAUACUGCCCGCGAACCGCUCGUGGGAUGGAUAGACAAUUAUCUUGCAGCAAUGGGGGUGGUAGCGCCUUUCUCUAAAGGUUUAACAAGGUUUAUUUUGUGCAAUCCUGAUUGCAUGGCAUAUUUUGUACCUGUUGAUAUUACUAUAAAUGCUCUAAUCGCAAGUGCGUGGGAUGUUUUUAAUCAACCGCACAGGAAAGGCGAAAAAAUGUUAAUUUAUAAUAGCGUAUUCACGAAAGACGCCCCUUUGUCUUUUGGUGAUUAUUUUGCUCACGUACGACUAAAUGCUCGAAAAUAUCCGACGAAACACUGCUAUUGGAUGCCAACUAUUACGUUAAUCAGCAAUAAAAUUAUAUACACAAUAUGCAUUUGGUUCGGACACCUGUUACCCGCAAUAUUCAUUGAAAUUUUUCAAAAAUGCAUAGGUGCUCCGCAAAGCAUAUGGAAAUUGUAUGGUAAUAUUCACAAAUUCAAUAACAUGAUCAGUUACUUUAUGAUGAACAACUGGACUCAUACAAAUGACAACAUGCAGGCGCUCUGGCGACGCAUGAAUAAAAAUGAUCAGUUUUUAUUCGACUUUAACAUGAAAGGUUUCGAUUGGUCGAAAUAUUUGGAAGAUCAUUUCAGAGGUAUGCGUCUUUAUCUGCUUAAGGAUGAUUUGAGCACUUUGGAAGUCAGUCGUAUCAAAUGGAAAAGAUUGUAUUGGAUACAUCAAGUGACUAAGAUCGUGCUUACAUUCAUCGUCUUCAUGUUGGUCUGGAAGCUAUUUACAGAAAUAUUUUUGUAAUCUAGAUUUUACAGAAAUAUUUACAGAGCUAUUUACAGAAAUAUUUUUGUAAUCUAGAUUUAUUUCAUGCACAGUUAUAAUAUUAAUUGGACGCUAUAAGCACGCAUUAUAUAAUUUUGGUGAGAGGUAAUGUUAAAAAAAUGGUUUUUAUGUAAAAAUAUUAAAUUUUAUCAUAACUUCAUGUCAUUUCAAGGAGGAUAAUGGUAUACUUUAAGUUUCUUUUUGAAAUGCAGAAUCCGAUAUUUAAGCCAGCCAAAUAAAUUCAUCUGUCUUAUA